This is a messenger RNA of Dermacentor andersoni, 4935 nucleotides long. RefSeq names its product glycine receptor subunit alpha-3-like. Lineage: Eukaryota; Metazoa; Arthropoda; Arachnida; Ixodida; Ixodidae. The record is from RefSeq and is a predicted model, not a curated record. Gene Ontology annotation, molecular function: transmembrane signaling receptor activity; extracellular ligand-gated monoatomic ion channel activity. Gene Ontology annotation, cellular component: membrane. Gene Ontology annotation, biological process: monoatomic ion transmembrane transport.
AGCGACGGACCGCUCAGAUUCGUCCCGGUGGCGCAACAGUGUGGAGCGGCGUCGACUUACUCCGCGCGCAGCUAUCCUUUGGAUUGGCUCCAUUCGUGAAGCCACCGGGCAUUGUCGAGUGCCCCCUCAUUGAACCGCGCUGCCUUUUUUCGGUAUGCUUAAGUGUGCUUUCGCCGCUGUUCUUUGUUUCCGUCUAGUUUGAAAGUGGGCAGUGUAAUGUUCUUUUCUUCUCUUUCGUAGCCAUCUAAAUGUUGCGUAGUGUGAACAGUGGUACCUGUUGCCGUCCCUUCGUCAGACGUCCGAAAAACGUCUCCGCUCGCUAUGUGACCUGCCAAGAAUAGACGAACUGUCGUCAUCGGGCCUCUGCCGAGGCGGUCUGCUCGCCGUGAUUCUGCAAGCAAUGAAGUUGCGCGCGUCGUGUUUCCACACCCUGGACUCAACCUAAUUCCCCAAACUUCCCCUUUCGUUCACCGUGUGUCCCGAAUAGGAACGAAAGUUCCUCCCGAUCUGUCGUACAUACUCUGUGGAUACUCAACCGGCAUUCGAUAACGACUACGGAAGUAAAUCCUCCUUGGAACUGCUUGACUAAGGAAAGGUGUUAAGCCACCCAGUAGCACCGCAGCACUGGGUUUGAAUUUAUUCGUCAAUUACGUGAAAAACGUUACGGUCUCUGGAACUUCAAGUGCGUACUUGGAUGCUGCUAGGGUUGUCGAGUGCCACGUGACGGGUACAACUCUAAGCUUUGGUUGAGGAUUGGACUGGGAUAUUGAAGACCCCUGGAUUCACUGACGACGUCGUCUAUGCGGAUAAAAACCGGAAGGCACAACUCGAACUCGGUGCGAAGGGAAGGUCCAUCUUGCAAGCGUCUUUAAAAGGGAUGAGGCCAAGUUCCAGAGCGCGGGCCAAGCCACAUGCGGCCCCCUGUCGGGAGACAUGAGCCGCCCUGGUCGCUUCCCUUGGAACGUGACAGUCGCACUGUUCAUCGCCGCAGCAACAGCAGCAUCAGCAGCAAGCUACGUCUCGGCCGACACAAACUGGGACAACAUGAGGGGCGACGAAAACCUGGAUAUCUCCUCUAUACUGCCGGAAAACCCACAGGAUUACGACAACCUUGCUCCCCCAAAAGAACAUGGAAGGGCAACAUCUGUCAAAUUCCACGUUACCGUCCUCAGCCUAGAUUCCAUCGACGAAGGUUCCAUGACCUACGUGGCGGACAUCUUCAUGUCACAGUCCUGGUACGACCACAGGCUGAGGUUGCCACGCAACAUGACGUCCAAGUACCGCCUCCUGCCCGUCAACUGGCUGCACCAGAUGUGGCGACCCGACUCGUUCUUCAAGAACGCGAAGCGCGUCACCUUCCAAGAGAUGACCAUUCCAAAUCACUACAUAUGGCUCUACUCGGACGGCAGCAUACUCUACAUGGUGAAGCUCACUCUCCUCCUAUCCUGUGCGAUGAAGUUCGAAACGUACCCACACGACACGCAAGUCUGCACGAUGAAGAUCGAAAGCUUGUCGUACACAACGGAUGACCUCGUGUUCAUCUGGGACGACAACGUGCCCCUGGUGGUAGAUGAAGCCAUCGAGCUGCCUCAACACAACCUCGUGGAGACGGCACUCAGCGACUGCACAACCGUUUAUUCCACAGGUAACUUCACCUGCAUCCAAGUGACCUUCACGCUCAAGCGACGCCUCGGUUACUACAUGUUCCACACGUACAUCCCGACCUGCCUGAUCGUCAUCAUGUCCUGGAUAUCCUUCUGGAUCAAGCCCGAGGCUGUGCCGGCCAGGGUGACGCUCUGCGUGACCAGCCUGCUCACCCUGUCCACGCAGCACGCGCAGUCGCAGAAGUCACUGCCCCCGGUGUCCUACAUCAAGGCCAUCGACAUCUUCAUGUCCUCCUGCACCGUGUUCGUGUUCGCGUCGCUCAUGGAGUACGCGCUCGUCAACAUCCUCAUGGGCGAGACGGACGAGAGCCUCGUCUACCGAAAGGCCAGGCCCGUCAACCUGGCUGCUAAGGUCACGGAAUCAAGGCGGCUGUCAAACGGCGCGCCCACUCAGAAGAUCGAGACGGCGCCCUCUUCUACGGGGCUGCCUCGCCGACGAGACCGAGCCUUGCUUGUGGACAAGAUCUCAAGGGUAAUCUUCCCCCUGUCAUUUGUCGUUCUUAACACCGUCUACUGGUCCGUCUACCUCGACUACCCCUGAGGUACUGCCCCGUGUGGAAGAACUGCCCCUCAUACAAGAUCACCUUCAGCGAGAAGCGCAGCUUGCGCGCGACGCAGCAAAGGACAUCAAGGACAUCGAGGACAUUCACUUCCUUCUGCCUGCGGGACAUAAUGCCGAGCGGUUGCGUUGCCUUGUGGUGCGUUUAGUCAGAGUCCUAGGACGCCGCCAGAUUCCGGUGGCAUCUCCGACACCACUCGGCGUAUCGGCGGCACUUUCCAAACAAGCAACCUCCAUAAAGGUGCCAACGAGAUCGAUCGUGGAUCGACACCAUCAAGGCAUAGAUCCUGCUUAACACCAAACCAGUCAUAGCACAUAAGCUACAAGUCUCAAGGGCGUAGCCGACUUCAACAAGGACAAGCAUAUUUUCGCGGUCGACUCAAGUGAGUUCACAGACUUUCCCCGGGAAGGACCGGUGUGAAAAUGACGGGCGGCAUCCUUUCAUCUGUGAUCUGUGAAGAACAUUGCUCUACAUCCCUCUCAUCAAAGCCCAGUGGUGCAGUCUGUGUACUUUGUGCGCGCGGGCGCAGAGCAAUUGCUGCGGCAGCAAAUGCAAAGCGCCCAACGUCGGCUGUUGCCUCAGAAAAAGAAGAGAGAGCAACAAAGAUGUCCUUGAGCAUCAGACGGUCUCUCUUAACCUGUAAGCAACAUUCUUCACGCACUGUCGGCAUAUCGUCAAAGGAGGACAUUAAGAAGCCCUUAUUCCGUGUGUGCGUAGCUUAGAUUUAUUUGAAGUGUGCCGAGUGAAGUGCUGUGCGUACGCGGGCCGAUAGCGUCUAGCACCAGCGAAGUUCGGCCACGGCAGAACGACAACGAUUACGAAUAGCAAAUUGAGCGCGGACGAUCGCGCGUUGAGCCCGGUUAGCGCAAAAAGUUCGACUGAAGGAAAGUGCGUGACUGCCUCAAGGGACAAGGCCUCUUGAAACGAAAGUGUUGUGCUCGUACGUUAAUGUACAUAGCAACGGGUUGUGAUGCGCUCAACGCCGAGUGGUUAAUCACAGUUGGUGUAUACGAGGACAAUGGACAACGUGGCAUGUGUGCAAAAAUGUGUCUUCUUUUCUGGCGAGGAGAUGAGCACUUCACAUUUCCCUCUUAAAACUGACAUUUAACUUACGGGAGGACGUUAAACUCCGUCAGGUACUAAUAGAAAACUAGUUUCUCUUGUCGUUCUCCUACUAUCGCAGCAGUCAAGUUGUCUCGUUUCAGCUACUGUGUGACUUCACUAAGCUCAGCUCGAGCGCUUAAACGAGAACGCGACCCUUCUAUUGCACGCUUUGACGCGUUACGAACUAAUAUUUUCAUGAUUAUUUAGACGGCUACUCGCCAAGCGCGUUGUUGCUAAUACAAUGAACCCUUGCCCGCCAUCGAUAAAGGAGCAAUAAGAGGAUAUUUCUGUACACCUAUUCUAGGGCAAACCGGAUGAAAAAAACAUACAUAAGCGGCAUAUUUUACACUACAGAAAGCACAAAGGGCACAAUUACGCUAUGGGAAAUUUCUGGUCGGAAUAAGGUAAUUCCUAAGUAAAAAUUACUCUAUUCCAUCCCAAGACCUGUUCCCUAGUUAAUACUUGUAGCAUUAUAAGUGAAAUUUGUGUUGCAGAUUAGCAUGUCCUCGUUCAAGCCUUUCUAAUAGACGAAUUCGGCGACAAAAGACUAAUUAAUUUUGAGUAUUCUAGGUCUAUUGCAAUAAAUACUGCUUUGCGGCACGUGAAGCCAGGCACUAUUAUUUACUAACUCACACAACCAGAGCAGCAGAUGCGUGCGCCUCGUUACCUCGAAUAUCGCUCACUCUUGGUGUCCCUAAAAAAAAUUACCGGAUGAAGCGUAAUCUCGUACGCCCAUUGCCUGAAGAAACGUCUUUAUGCCAUAGAUGUCUCCGUUAGAGAAACAAGAAAAAGAGGUAUUGAAAUAAAUUGUAUACGUGCAAACUUGUUUCACUCACAGAAGUUCACAGUAUAAGUUAUCCCCAGGCGUCAGGCAAAAUUGGUACCUAAUAUUAGUUUAUGUUUCCAGAACCACCACAUUAUGUACCACGCCUGCAAAUUCUCUCUGUUUGAAGCCCAAAGUCUUUGUAACUGUUUUCUGUAGGUAAAUCUUCAAUGACAUAGAAACUUAUGCUGAAGUAUAAAGCCCAGAAUUGUAGCAUAAAUUUGCGCUCGGCACAGUAACCAAUUCGAAAAAAUUCUGAAUUGUCAAGGAAAUAUAUGCCUUUCGAAAAAUGAUUGCACUGCCGGCAAGACGUAUAGCAGCCCACAAUCGCAAUCAUCGCUAUCAAACAAAUUAUGAGUUCUGGCCGCGAUACAGUGUCUCUUUUCGUGUGGCAAACUUCAUAUACAGAAACGCUUAAGAAAGGGUGGGUGUUGCGUGUAUAUGCGUACAUUGCGCCUUUAUUGUUCGCUGUCUCACAGAGGCUGAGAAAUUAUUUAACGUUGCAGCUACCACUUUGGAUAAUGUUUCUUCCGCGUUACAGUAAAGGAAAUAUAUAUGCUCAUUACUCGUCGAAGUAUAAAUGAGCUAGCCACUGUCGGUAGUACUUAGAAAUAAAACGCACAAAGCACGAGCACAUCCUAGAAUAUCAGCACGUGCAAAAGCUGGCUUCUUUUCAGAAUCUCUCCAACAUGACCAUUUCAUCUCAAGGCGAUAACUCCACGACCGCUCAGGUCAUAGAUGCUCAGUUAUAAACUCUGUGAAUAAAUUGUCUUUUCUUCUUGUU